CCUUCUCAGACCCAAAACCAUCCAUUUCACGUAAACACUGUAACUAUCUACCUGAUCUCAUUCGCUCUUCUACCAUGGCUGCCUCUACAAUGGCUCUCUCUUCUCCCUCAUUCGCCGGCAAGGCCGUGAAGCUUGCUCCGUCCGCCUCCGAGAAGCUACUCGGUGAAGGCAGAGUCACCAUGAGAAAGACUGUGGCUAAGCCCAAGCCGGUUUCAUCCGGUAGCCCAUGGUAUGGACCAGACAGAGUCAAGUACCUGGGACCAUUCUCCGGUGAGCCUCCCUCCUACCUCACUGGUGAAUUCCCUGGUGACUAUGGCUGGGACACUGCUGGGCUGUCUGCUGACCCUGAGACCUUCGCCAAGAACCGUGAGCUCGAGGUCAUCCACUGCAGAUGGGCCAUGCUUGGAGCUCUUGGGUGUGUCUUCCCUGAGCUGCUCGCUCGGAAUGGUGUUAAGUUCGGCGAGGCCGUGUGGUUCAAGGCUGGUGCACAGAUCUUCAGCGAGGGUGGAUUGGACUACUUGGGCAAUCCAAGCUUGAUUCACGCCCAGAGCAUUCUAGCCAUCUGGGCUACCCAAGUUAUCUUGAUGGGUGCCGUCGAGGGCUACCGUGUCGCCGGCGGGCCUCUUGGUGAGGUGACAGACCCACUCUACCCCGGCGGCAGCUUUGACCCACUUGGACUAGCUGAUGACCCUGAGAAAUUCGCUGAGCUUAAGGUGAAGGAGAUCAAGAACGGCAGACUGGCCAUGUUCUCUAUGUUUGGCUUCUUUGUUCAGGCCAUUGUGACCGGCAAGGGACCAUUGGAGAACCUCGCCGACCACCUUGCCGACCCUGUCAACAACAACGCUUGGGCUUACGCCACCAACUUUGUUCCGGGCAAGUGAUCAGCAAAAGAGAAAGCACAAUUAAUAAUAUUUCUUCUUUACUGCUCAGAGAAACCAUGUGUGCAUUUGAUUUUUGUGUUGACAUGCAGUUUGAUGGAGCCAAAUCGUAAACAGUCUUAUUUGUAUGUUCAGUUAUAUGUUUCUGAUGAAAUGAGAUUUGAUUUGUAUUGAGUUCUUUCAAUUCAGAGCUCCUAGAUUAGCAAGCCACCUUCAUGAAACUGCAUUCAUCCAUCACAGGUCUGGAAUGGGCCAGUACAGUGUUGUGUUCAUUAGAUUCCAUAUGGAUGAAAAUCAGUUAGUGGGUGUAAGGACCUACAGGAUUUGUA
Nelumbo nucifera (sacred lotus) is the source of this 1207-nucleotide messenger RNA. Its product is annotated as chlorophyll a-b binding protein 40, chloroplastic-like. Gene Ontology annotation, cellular component: membrane. Gene Ontology annotation, biological process: photosynthesis, light harvesting. Lineage: Eukaryota; Viridiplantae; Streptophyta; Magnoliopsida; Proteales; Nelumbonaceae. The record is from RefSeq and is a predicted model, not a curated record.